UUCAGUGACAGUCUUUUUUUUUUUAAUUAACAUUAACUAAUAAAAAUGUGGUCGGAUACAAUUCUUAUUGUUUUUAUAUCCGUAUGCACGGCAUUUUUGGGCGAAGGCCUAACUUGGGUGCUGGUAUAUCGCACGGAGAAGUAUCAAAAAUUAAAAACCGAGGUGGAAAAACAGAGCAAGAAAUUGGAACGACGAAAAGAGAUUCAUGGCGACUCUUUGGACAAGUCGGUCAAAAAGAAAAUCGAACGUGAUGAGGAAAAGCUUAAGAAUAACAAUAGAGAUUUGUCAUUGGUCAAGAUGAAGUCAAUGUUUGCCACGGGUUUCGCAUUUACCGCACUGCUCAGCAUGUUCAAUAGCAUCUUUGAUGGACGCGUCGUGGCACAAUUGCCAUUUACGCCUAUCUCUUGGAUUCAAGGAUUAAGUCAUCGUAAUCUAACAGGUGAUGAUUACACGGAUUGUUCGUUCAUUUUUCUAUAUAUUCUCUGCACGAUGUCCAUACGUCAGAAUAUACAAAAACUUUUGGGCUUCGCACCAUCGCGAGCUGCCAGCAAACAAGGUGUUGGUCUCUUUGGCCCAGCACCAGGACAAUUUAAAUAGAAAAAUUAACUAAAUUCAGUUUUGUGUUUUUGUUUGUUCAAAUUGCAUUUGGCAAUGAAGUGUACUAUAAAUUGUAUACCAAAAUAAAUAAGGAAAAUAUAGAAUUUUCUCUUCAAAUUGUACAAGCA
Messenger RNA from Drosophila willistoni, 725 nucleotides. RefSeq names its product calcium load-activated calcium channel. The transcript has 2 exons. Gene Ontology annotation, cellular component: endoplasmic reticulum membrane; endoplasmic reticulum; cytoplasm. Gene Ontology annotation, molecular function: calcium channel activity. NCBI's taxonomy places the organism in Eukaryota, Metazoa, Arthropoda, Insecta, Diptera, Drosophilidae. The record is from RefSeq and is a predicted model, not a curated record. Bases 46 to 597 code for a protein of 183 amino acids. Gene Ontology annotation, biological process: endoplasmic reticulum calcium ion homeostasis.